AUGAAUCAUAAUAUUGCUUCUCUUUUACCAUCAUUAUCAUCGUCGGAUGUCGAGAAAUUUACAACUGAUUGGCUUAAUGCAUAUGUUUCAUAUUUUGGAAAAUCAUUUCCAUCAUCGAUGACACAUCAACCUUUUCUAUGGGUCAUUCGUUCAUCAUUAUUGAAAAUAUUAGAUUCAUUUGAUUUAUCAAGUAAAGUGCCUGAAGGUAGUGCUACUUUCAAUUCAUUGAUGUCCGCAUGGGGAAAUCUACAACCACGUGUUGGUGCUGCAGAAGUUCUCGCUAAAUUGAGCAGAAAAUAUCAAUUAGGAUUACUUUCCAAUGGGGAUAAAAGUACACUGCAAGCAGCCCUACGUGUGUUUCCAUUAUCAGUAAAUGUUUCAUUAAUAUUAUCAUCAGAUUAUCCAGUCAACUGUUUCAAAACAUGUCCAUCAAUGUAUGCUCAAGCACUAGCUGCAGUAAAUGGUGAUAAGACCCAAGUUUUUCAUAUAGCUGGUUCAGCGUACGAUGCACAUGGUGCACGUACUUUUGGGAUUUUUUCAGGUGCCUUAGAUGCUUCUGCAAUGCAUACUAAUCCUAAACCAUGCUUUGCUUUUAAUGAUAUAUCACAGCUACUUUCAUUCUUUGAUGUUUAA
This is a messenger RNA of Rotaria sp. Silwood2, 633 nucleotides long. Lineage: Eukaryota; Metazoa; Rotifera; Eurotatoria; Philodinida; Philodinidae. The record is from the annotation of a GenBank genome assembly.